Messenger RNA from Ylistrum balloti, 2862 nucleotides. Its product is annotated as NK-tumor recognition protein-like. Gene Ontology annotation, molecular function: transcription factor binding; RNA binding. The record is from RefSeq and is a predicted model, not a curated record. The transcript is spliced from 12 exons. Lineage: Eukaryota; Metazoa; Mollusca; Bivalvia; Pectinida; Pectinidae. Gene Ontology annotation, biological process: positive regulation of transcription by RNA polymerase II. Gene Ontology annotation, cellular component: nucleus. Bases 1 to 2322 code for a protein of 773 amino acids.
AUGAAAUAUUCCACUGAAACCAGACUUUACAUGACAAUCAGAUCAGCAGUAGUGACAGACACAGCAACUAUAUUUAUGAUAAAAAACAGAUCAAUGGAUUUGAAUGAUGUGUUUCAAACCGAUUCCUUUGGGUUGGAUGGGAUUGCAGGUUUGGCUCAGUUCCAGCAUGAUGGUUUACUUGAUGUACCAAGCAUCGGGGAUAUACCUGGAUUAAAUGGCAUAGAAGCAACAAACUUGGGCAGUCUGCUGAAACAGUUUGAAGAAGCUUCACAGUCCUUGGGUGACAAUGAUCCUACUCAACCAAGUCUAAACUUCAGCCCAAAAUCUAGCCAAGCAAGCAAUAAAACUCCAAGUCAACCAGUUUCCAGUACGUCUACAGCAGAGGGACUGGAGUUCUUCACAAAUGAAAAUGAUGAAAACUCUACACCUUCUAAACAUGUCAUUGAUAAAAUUCGUGCUGGAACAAAGAGAAAGUCAACCAUUAUGCUUCCGAUGGGAAUGCCUUCCAAAAGAGGCAGAGGGAGAGCAACAGCAAUGCCCGCUAAUUGUGCUCCUCUGAAACUGCAGCGAUUUGUGAACAUGCCUUCAGUCACACCAAAGUUACAAGGUUGCUCUGGGGACAACACUUCUGUCAAAGGUGUUUCCCUUCUCAAUAAUGCAAAUACUGCUAAAAUGACUAAGGAAGAUAACUCUGGUGAUAAAAAACCAAUAGAUACUAACCAUGAAGCUGUGGUUAAGUCAAGUAAAGAGUUAUCAAAGAAGGAAAAUGAUCAGUUAGAAAAAAAGAAGAAAGAUGACAAUUUAUCAAAGAAGGAAGAAAACAAAUUUGAAGUCAGCAAUGAUUACUUUGAUGAGAUCAUUGAUCAUGACUACUGUGCAAAUGUACCACUUAGGAUUUUAGACAGUGAAAUGAAGGAUGAGGUUCCGAUUGUAGCCGAAGAGAUAGUGGUCUGUGAUGAGGAGCGGGAUGAAGAUCUCGUCUCAAAUACAGAGGUGAUGGAGGAGGAUAUAGAUGAACUACUAGAAAAAGAUGUUGAUGAUGAUCUCAAAAAUAAUUCCACAUCAGUAUCAAAUGAGUCACGACGGAGUAAAUGUUCUGCUUUUGUUGAAAUUCUUAAGCGUGAAAACAUUAGUAAGAGGAACUAUCGCAAACACAACAUGGAUGUUGGAAGCAUAGAGAGUAAAGAAGCAGAGGAAGAGAAAUACUUUGAUAAAAUUCCAGCAUACUACACAGCUCUGUCGAUACCUAACAAGCCUGUAAAACAGGCAAAGGAGAUCACAUACAAACGCACUGCCUCAGGUCGUCGAGGUAUUACUGUGGAGGAUUACUUUGCCAGGAAUCCUUCCCCAAAAAGAGACCCUUCUUUGUACAACAAGCUGCCAGCUUACUACAGUUGUUUUACAAACAGUACUAAGUAUGAUAAUGCUGCUGGCAUAGAGAAGGGAAAUAACUCUGAAUGUUCUCAAGACAGUAAUAAAAUGUGUAGUAGUGGCUAUUCUAGUCGAAGUCAGACUCCGUCACUAGUCAUAGACUCUCGUCGGUGUUCAAGGUCACCCUCGGUGGCUUCAUCAAGAUCUCGAUCCUGCUCUCGCUCCCGCUCAAGGUCGUACUCAAGGUCGAGAUCAAGAGAAACUGUUAGGACUGAAAGAAAGAGAUCAUGGAGGAGGGAAAGAAGGCGUUCAUAUUCAUCUAAUUCUGGGUCAAGUUCUAGGUCACCAUCUUCAUCAAGGUCAUGGUCAAGAUCACCUUCUAGGUCACGUUCAAGGUCUUGGAGCUCCAGAUCAAGAUCUAGGUCAAGGUCAAGGUCCUUCCAUGAUGGAUCAAGAUCAAGGUCACACUCAGGAGAAAGAACACACAGAGGUGUAAGUCCUUCACAAAUAAGAAGAAGAAUGGAACAGAGAGAAUUACGUGAAAAAGAGAAAAACAAACAGAUGGAGGAGCGACGAAUCAUCUAUGUUGGCCGAAUACCAAGUGAUUAUACAAGACGUGACAUGAGAAGAAGGUUUCAGAGAUUCGGGGAGAUAGAACAUGUACAGCUGCACUUCAGAGAGCAUGGUGAUAAUUAUGGCUUUGUGACAUUUUCCUACACCUGUGAUGCCUAUGCUGCGAUAGAGAAAGGUAAUGAUUUUCAAGAUGGCCCACCAUUUGAGCUUUGCUUUGGUGGUCGUAGGAAGUUCUGUGAGACGGAAUAUGAAGAUUUAGAUGGAGAUAUUGAAUUGAUGGAGGAAUUAAAUCCACUACAGAGUCUGAAUUCAAAUAAACCUCUGGACUUUGAUCAGCUUCUUCAACAAGCUAAGAAGAAAAUUGGAAAAUCCUCUUGAUAUUGGACAUGUUAGGACUGACAACUGGUGAUGAAUGAUGGUUAAUCCUGUAUGAUGUUGGAGAAUGUCGAAAUUGUUGAUGUUAAUGAAUGGUGAUGGAAGAAAACAUGAUUGGUGAUUUCUGAUAGUUUUUAUGUGAUUCUGAUUUCUGAUAUUGUGAUAGUACACAGUAACUUCUACGUAAUGAGAUUGAAUUGAAUUUUUUGUGAAAACAUGUUCCGGUGAAUAAGUUUUGGUUAAUGAAUCAGGAAAAUAAGAUUUGUGAAUAUCAAGUGUUUGACUGUGUGUACAAGAGAAAUGUUUGCCAUCUUUAAUGACCAAAUCACCAAGAAUCAACAUUUUAUAGUUUAAUGUAUGUAGCAGUUCAUCUUCUGGGGUUCAGGAUACCUUGUUACAUUCUGUGUUCUCCAUUGUGGUGUUUUGAGUCCUCUUUCAAAAGAAGCAGGCCAAAAAAAAAUAUUGACAACCAGCUGUAGACAAUAGCUUCUUGGGUUGAUGUUAAAUGGAAUCUUUUCAUAACAAAUUAUAGUUCUUAAGGAU